This is a messenger RNA of Adelges cooleyi (spruce gall adelgid), 612 nucleotides long. RefSeq names its product 60S ribosomal protein L23 (gene RpL23). Gene Ontology annotation, cellular component: cytosolic large ribosomal subunit; ribosome. The transcript is spliced from 5 exons. Gene Ontology annotation, biological process: translation. The record is from RefSeq and is a predicted model, not a curated record. Gene Ontology annotation, molecular function: large ribosomal subunit rRNA binding; structural constituent of ribosome. Lineage: Eukaryota; Metazoa; Arthropoda; Insecta; Hemiptera; Adelgidae. The coding region runs from base 130 to 552 and encodes 140 amino acids.
UAGCCGACCAUCCCUCUUGUCUUUCUCUGCCGCCGUGUUGUUAGGUUAUCUCGUGUGCUCGUUCACUAAACUCGACGGCGGUGUUUGAUUUUUUUCACAUAUUUUUCACUAAGACACACAUAACCCGACAUGUCCAAAAGAGGACGUGGUGGUUCCGCCGGAGCCAAGUUCCGUAUCUCCCUGGGUUUGCCAGUCGGUGCCGUCAUCAACUGCGCUGACAACACUGGCGCAAAGAACUUGUUCGUCAUUGCUGUUCAAGGUAUCAAGGGUCGUUUGAAUCGUUUGCCUGCUGCCGGAUCGGGUGACAUGAUUGUCGCGACAGUCAAGAAGGGAAAGCCUGAACUCCGUAAAAAAGUAAUGCCAGCAGUAGUCAUUCGGCAGCGGAAACCUUUUAGAAGGAAGGAUGGGAUAUUUAUAUAUUUUGAGGACAAUGCAGGCGUUAUAGUUAACAAUAAAGGCGAAAUGAAAGGAAGUGCGAUAACUGGUCCUGUUGCUAAAGAAUGUGCAGAUUUAUGGCCUAGGAUUGCAUCUAAUGCUAGCAGUAUUGCUUGACCUUUGUUUUGAACUAUUAUUUUUUUGUGUUGACAACAAUAUACGAGCCUAUUUACCACA